AUAAAUGAAUCUGAUACUUCCGAUAUCAAUGUAUAUAAACAUGUUACAUGUGCAAUUCUGUAGACAUAUGACAACCUGAUCAGCCUAAACUAUCCCACCAGUUUCGGGGUCUGGAGCUGAAGAAUCGAGAUUUUCUAAUCUGGUUUUUAUCUUUUUUUCCCUUUCUGCCACAAACCUAUUCCAAAGAGCUACUGCUUAUUAUUCGGAUCAAACAAGUUAUGUCUUUGAAAUUGUUUCCUUUUCAGUUGCAUUGCAAUAUAGUACUGCUAGUUGAUUACUGUAAUUGGGUGUUUGCUCUUUGUUUCGGUUAUUCCUGUGGAGAAAAAUGGAGAAGGAAACUGGACAUGGACCUUUUUAUUUUGAACUUAACACCGGAGCUAAGAUGCCAUCUGUUGGUUUGGGAACAUGGAAAGCUCCUCCAGGUGUUGUUGGUGAAGCUAUCAUUGCUGCAGUCAAGGCUGGCUAUAGGCACAUCGAUUGUGCCCAUAUUUAUGAUAAUGAAAAAGAGAUUGGGCUUGCAUUGAAGGGACUGUUUUCCACAGAACUGGUGAAGCGCAAUGAAUUGUUCAUCACAUCAAAACUAUGGUGUAGCGACCAUGCACCUGAAGACGUCUCAAAGGCGUUAACCAGAACGCUUGAAGACCUUCAACUUGACUAUAUUGAUCUGUAUCUUAUACAUUGGCCAUUUCGUACAAAGCCUGGAAUGAGAGGAUGGGAGCCUGAAAUCAUGGCUCCCCUUUGUCUUCCAGAGACAUGGAGUGCAAUGGAGGGCUUGUAUGCAUCUGGCCAGGCUCGGGCCAUUGGAGUCAGCAACUUCUCGACUAAGAAGCUGCAGGACCUGCUCAAGUUUGCAAAAGUUCCUCCUGCUGUCAAUCAGGUAGAAUGUCACCCAGUUUGGCAGCAGCCUGCUCUACACAGCUUGUGCAAGUCCACUGGAGUUCAUGUAUCGGCAUAUUCCCCUCUAGGAUCUCCAGGGUCUUGGAUUAAAGGAGAAAUCUUGAAGGAACCAAUUUUGAUUGAGAUUGCUGAAAAACUUAACAAGUCUCCAGCACAAGUUGCCCUGCGCUGGGGUAUUCAGAGUGGACACAGUGUCCUUCCAAAAAGUGUGAACGAGUCUAGGAUCAAGGAAAAUUUAAACUUGUUUGAUUGGUCCAUACCUCCUGAGCUCUUCUCGAAAUUCUCAGGCAUCCACCAGCAAAGGCUCCUCCGAGGGGAAUUUGCUAUACAUGAAACUUGUAGUCCUUACAAGAGCCUCGAAGAACUGUGGGAUGGUGAAAUAUAA
Durio zibethinus is the source of this 1282-nucleotide messenger RNA. The record is from RefSeq and is a predicted model, not a curated record. NCBI's taxonomy places the organism in Eukaryota, Viridiplantae, Streptophyta, Magnoliopsida, Malvales, Malvaceae.